This is a messenger RNA of Suillus plorans, 687 nucleotides long. RefSeq lists its product as uncharacterized. The record is from RefSeq and is a predicted model, not a curated record. The transcript is spliced from 2 exons. Bases 174 to 605 code for a protein of 143 amino acids. NCBI's taxonomy places the organism in Eukaryota, Fungi, Basidiomycota, Agaricomycetes, Boletales, Suillaceae.
CGCGUCGAAUGUACUAGUGUACUCAGAGUAGCUUGCUAUCUGAGAAAGACACUUGAAGAAUCCAAGUGUUUGGCUACCGUGGCCACAUGGCCUAGUAGACUGCAGCUGAUACGCAUUGAAUUUUUUUUGAUCAUGUACACAGUACACACACUUCCAUCACAGGCACUGCCGAAAUGAUGAGCCCCAGGAUCAUAGGGCUACAGACCGUUCGCAACUCCGUAUCGUGUUUGCGUACUAGUAUACUACGGUCACGUUCGCCGUUCGAACUUCGGCAAUAUUACAUAAACAUCCACUGGAAAAGAGAAGAAACCAAAAGGGUUGUUCAAAGCGCCAUCGUAUCCUCCUUCUGUCCUUCGGCCUCAGGUGCUCAGGUCACUGCUCCCACACCAUCGACAGCGGUUGAAUCGACAUCGACGUUGCCUUCAUCGUUCCUUGAUACUGAAGCACCUGCCUCCUCAGUUAGUAUCCCUGCCCCCGAUUCGCGAGCUGUCGCAAAGAAGGCCAAGGAGCUUGAAAGGGAGGCUAAGGAAAAAGAGUUCGUCGACGGACAGCAUGCUAAUAUGAUCAAUGGGGCAUGGCACUGCUCUAAUAAAGGAAUACUUUAGAAUAGAUAGAUAGAUAGCACGAUAUUGAUACUGAGUACUGACAGUCGCAAAACUAUUACGCGUGAGACAUCGUAGGUGUCAA